AUGCGUGGGACUUUCGUUCUUUCUCUGCUUUCAGCGCUGGGCGCUUCAGCUUCGCUCCUCACGUCCAACCUCAAGUCUAAUGUCGAUGUGCUGGCACUCGAUUAUUCCUUCAACCCCGUCAAGGCAUCCUACUGGACCGGGUACCCCCAUCACCGCCGUACCCCAUUCUCCGUCUCGCCAGACGGAAAAUCCGCAUACAUCGCCUACCUCGAUUCCAGUGCUACCGAUGUCCACGUUCAACAAUUAGACCCUGAGACCUUUGCAGCCACCGGCACCACCGUCACUGUCAGCGGCGGAAAGGAAGCCGGCGGUCUCGUCGCCCAUAACGAUGGCUUCGCCCUCCUAACCAACGAGGCCAUGCCCUCAGGAACAACCAACGCCCCACCAAGCGACACCCCAGUCCCCGUCCUGUACCGCUACACCAGCGGCAAGCAAACCUUCAAGACCUGGCUGGGUGGACCAGACGUCCACGCUGCGGACGGUCUUUCCGCCUCACCAGACAUGAACGGCGACCUCGUCUACUCAGAAGAAGCAGGCCUCUACGGCGCCUACUUCGUAGUAACCGACUACUCCGGCGAUGCCUCCGGCCACUUCGGCGACAGCAUCGAAUACGUCUCCACCAACGGAACCCUAGUGACGAUCGCGGGAGCAUCCAGCUCGUGGGGAUGCAGCCACAAUACCGGCAUCGCCUUUGAAGCCGCCGACGCGGCCCCCUUCGCCAGUAUCUGUGCCGAGGACCAGGGUGCCAUCUGGCUCAAUACCAAGACUCAGGGUAUGAUGAACGACGGAGUCAAGAUUUCCAACGAGAACACCACCAACGGCGCCGGUGGUGAGGCUAUGGGUGGCAUGUCUGGUAGUUACAGUGCUCUUGCGCGCUUCGCCGAGACGACCAACUAUAUCUUCGCGUGGGUUUCGCGCGGUGCUAUGGAUGUGACGGAGAACGCGUGGAUGGGCACUGGAUAUACGAAUGUGCAGAACCGCACUAAUGGGCGCAAUGUUGCGAUCUCGUUGUUCUCUGAUAAGUAUACCAAGGUUGGUGCGCAGGCGACUUCUGUUGUCGGCACUGAGGAUGGUGAUAGCCAGGUUAACUGGGUGACGAGUGGAUCGAAUGAUUGCUCGAAUGCUCAUGCUGCUACCUUUGGUAGUGCCAAUGCUGUUGUUUCCUGGGAGGAGAUUUCUAACCCGACCUGUGAUUUCAUUGCUAUGGGUUGUCGAGGUACUUUUGCUGGUACUUUCUUCCAGCAGGUUGAUUCCACCGGUGCGAAGGUUGGUGAGGCUAUUUCUAGUGAGGAUGUUUACGUUGCUGGUGAUAUGGUUACGAUGUCUGAUGGCCGUGUAUGCUGGCCUUAUGUUAGUAUGACUUGGGAUUUGUCGCAGGCUGUUGAUGAUUCUGCUUCUGGGUCCACCACCAAGAAGAUGAGCAUUGCUUGUUUGAGUCUUGGGGAUGUUGCCGCUUCUGCUGUUUCAUCUGCUUCGUCUGCUUCAUCUACCUCAUCUGCCACUGUUGCUGCUACUGCCGCCGCCUCUACUGCUUCUACUUCCACCGCUGCCGCCACCACUGCCUCCGUCGAUGCUUCUUCAAACGUCGCUACUGAGGCCUCUGACGCCUCGUCCAGUGCGUCUACCGAGGUCGCUUCCGUCGUGGCUUCUGUUGCCUCAUCUGCCGCUCCUGCGGCCUCCACUGCUACUCUGGGUGCUUCCUCGGACGCCUCAUCCGAAGUUUCCUCCGCUGUCGCUGCCGUCGCCUCAUCUGAAGCUUCGGACGCUUCUCCCGAGGUUUCUGCAGCAGCCUCCGCUACCAUUUCCGCUGCCCCAGCUGCCUCAGCUGUCUCUGUGGGCACCGAUACAGGCUUAGAGUCGACCGCUUCGUCUGCCAAUCCCUCUGAAGUUGCUCCUGUCUUGCCUGUCGGUACUCCGUCCAGCAUCCCCGUUGGCUUCCCCUCUGGCUUUGCUUCUGGAGCCCCUUCCGCCAUGCCCGUGCCCACCGAUUUCCCUGCGGCUGAUGCAUCCGAUGAACCUGGAUUUGCUGCUUGCACUGGUGCUCCCAAGCAUCACGGUAACCUCGGUCAUUCGUCCCACCAUGGAAACCUUGGGCACCACACUCACCACGGACACCGUGGACACCAUGCUAGCUUGUUGCCUAAGUUUUAG
Messenger RNA from Penicillium nucicola, 2151 nucleotides. RefSeq lists its product as uncharacterized. Bases 1 to 2151 code for a protein of 716 amino acids. The transcript is spliced from 2 exons. NCBI's taxonomy places the organism in Eukaryota, Fungi, Ascomycota, Eurotiomycetes, Eurotiales, Aspergillaceae. The record is from RefSeq and is a predicted model, not a curated record.